This is a messenger RNA of Microbotryum saponariae, 587 nucleotides long. The record is from the annotation of a GenBank genome assembly. Lineage: Eukaryota; Fungi; Basidiomycota; Microbotryomycetes; Microbotryales; Microbotryaceae.
AUGGCCACAACACUCUUACGCACUACCCGCACUACCCGCACUACCCGCACGACGACGACGACCCCAUCGCACCUCCUCUCCCUCCUGUCCCUCCUCCCCCGACUGACCCUCCUCUCACCCUCGACCUCGACAUCCUCCCCAUCAUACGUGCGCGUCUCAACAACAACACCCCCACCCUGGAAUCGAAUAGGAUCUGUGCUCGAAGGAUUGCGAGGCUGGUUAGCCUUACCCCCUAUCGUGUGGGCCGUUCCGAAGAGCAAGACUUCGCAUAGUAAGAAAUCGAUGAGGAGUGCGGGCAAAGGUUUGAAGCAACGUACAAGUCAGUCAGUAGGCUGUCGAUCUUGGAUCUUGGGCUUCGUCGGUCGUCUCAUGUGAGUUUUAUUAGGCUGAUGGUCUCUGACUCUUUGUCCCCCCCCCCCCCCUGUCCCCGUCCCCGUCCCUGUCCCCGUCCCUGGUUUUUUUUAAUAGAUUUGGUCGGUUGUCCUUCGUGCGGUUUGCCUAAACCUUCGCAUAUGAUAUGUCACGAGUGUCACGUCGCGUUCAGGAAGGAGAUUCAUGCGGAGGCCAAGAUGCUGAGAAAGGGAUGA